This is a messenger RNA of Oncorhynchus keta (chum salmon), 2423 nucleotides long. Its product is annotated as zinc finger protein 501-like. Lineage: Eukaryota; Metazoa; Chordata; Actinopteri; Salmoniformes; Salmonidae. Gene Ontology annotation, molecular function: RNA polymerase II cis-regulatory region sequence-specific DNA binding; DNA-binding transcription factor activity. The record is from RefSeq and is a predicted model, not a curated record. The coding region runs from base 368 to 1804 and encodes 478 amino acids. Gene Ontology annotation, biological process: regulation of transcription by RNA polymerase II. The transcript has 4 exons.
AUGACAUUGUUCGCCAGAAUAAAUUAUGGAAUGGAGAUUUUACCAAUCUGCGUUACCCACUCCGGUCAGCAGAUGGCGAUGGAAGGCUUUCAGGUGAUGUUUCUUGCGUGACGUAUAAUCUAGUGGACGGAAAGCUUCAACGGCAGUAAAAGACUACUGAUUCAACCACUUCGGUAGCGCACAUUAAACCAGUCUUGUUUAUAUUAAUGUCAGUGUUUUUAAACAUCAUUCUGUUUUACUUAUUGACUAGUUGAAAAAAAUAAGUUAUUUGCUUGUUAAAUGAAAUUGGCUAAUUUGUUAAAUUGUUAACGUUACUGCACUAGGCUAAACGCUAAUGCUAACUAUCUAGCUUGCUAACAUCGCGACCAUGUGCUCACUAAGCUAUUCGGAGAAAGAAGCUCUAGGGCUGAACAUCAUCGUAAAAGAAGAAGAGGAAGAAGCUUUAAGAAUAAAAAAGGAAGAAGAGGAGACUGUCACAUUAGAAGAAGAAGAGGUGGACAUUACAGUGAAAGAAGAGAAAGAACCUUUUGGAGUAAAAGAGGAAGAGGAGGCUAUCUCAAUUCAAGAGGAGGAGACUGAAGAUCCUGUUAACACCAGAGAGAGACAUGACUAUGGUGGAUCCUCUGGGGAGCCUCAACAACAUCCUGAUGCUGACGAGGCAGAGAAGAGUCUCUCCAGAUCAGAACACCAGAUGGACAACGCUAGCCCUUCCUCCCUCCCGCAGUCCCCGUGUCGUUCCUCUCCCAGUAGCACCUUACUGCGAGAGGAGAAGAAGAAGAAAGGAUCAGUUUUGACUCCUCAAAGAGAAAGACCAGACUCUGAGGAACCAGAGGAAGAAACGUCCAAACCAGCAAGACCAUACCACUGCUCCCAGUGUGCAAAGAGUUUUACCCAGUUCGGGACCAUGAAAAGACACGAGAGGACACACACAGGUGAUAAACCUUACCACUGCUCCCAGUGUGGAAAGAGUUUUACUGAGAUGGGGUCCCUGAAAAAGCACAAGAGAAUACAUCCAGGAGAAAAGCCAUACCACUGCUUCCAGUGUGGAAAGAGUUUUAACCAGUCAAGGGACCUGAAAGAUCAUAAGAGAAUACAUACAGGAGAAAAGCGCCACCACUGUUCCCAGUGUGGAAAGAGUUUUACUCAGUUAGGGAGUCUGAAAAGUCAUAAGCGAAUACACUCUGGAGAGAAGCCUUAUCACUGCUCCAAAUGUGGAAUUGCUUUUUCAGAGUUAAAAACCUUGAAAAGGCAUGAGAGCAUUCACACAGGUGAGAAGCCUUACCACUGUACCUACUGUGGAAAGCGUUUUAGACGAUCGGAAUAUCUGAAAUUACACGAGAGAAUACACACAGGAGAAAAGCCUUACCACUGUUCCCAGUGUGGAAUGAGUUUUAGGCAGUUAAGGGACCUCAAAGAUCAUAUGCAAAUGCACUCUGGAGAGAAGUCUAGCACAUGUUCACAUUGUGGAAAGAGUUUUCUGAGUUUAAGAACUCUGAAAUUCCAUGAGCAUAUACACACAUACAAAAAGGAAAAGUACCAAUGUUCCUCGUGUGGAAAGUGGUUUAUCCAGUUAGAAGACCUGAUUAUGCAUGACAGGAAACACACAGGAGGGGAUAAGACCUACCACUGCUCCCAGUGUGGAAAGAGAUUUAACUGGUUAAGGCAGCUGAAUAAGCAUGAAAGAAUACAUACACAGGAGGAGAAGACAUACCACUGCUCUCAGUGUGGAAAGACAUUUUCCCAGUCAGAGGACCUGAAAUCACAUGAGAGAAUAGAGAGGCUGUGUUCUGACUUGUGUUUCUGACUGAUCAUUUGUGUUUUUGUUUCAUGCCACGUGAAAUCAAAUUGUAUGAAACCAGAAAAAAGGUUUUUUACUUUUGUUGUUUUUUCAUUUAGAGACAUGAUCGUGUCUAAUAUCAGAUUCAAUAUUUAAAAUUGUCUAUUUGGUUUUGAUGAGCUUUGAUUGAUUUGAUAAGUAUAAACCCUCUGUUGUUCAUCAUAUGAUUUUCUAUUUGUUAAGGGAUUUUUUUCAUCAAUAAUGACUAAUUCUGUAUACAUUUCAAUCAGGACUGACUAAUCAGAAUACUAAUUAUGUUACUGUAUAUGUAUGAAUUUUCUUUUAAUCCUAGUACUGAAUAUAAUGUGUGUAAAUAUAAUCAAGAAUUAGAACAAUGACUGGUAGAAAUGAAUGAACUUAUCGUCAGACUGGCUAGAAUGCUGAUCUACACAAGGAGACCAUGUCUCGGUCAUAAAUGAUCUAAAUUGGUGGGAGACGAUGUGGGAAGGCUUGAGAACUAUACAGCCUUUGUACCGGUGUGGAGAAGAGACGGUACGAAGACUAAUGACGUCAUUUUCAGUUUAGAACCCGUUGUAUAAUGUUUCAUGUUCAGUUCUGGAGAAUAAACGCUGCUGAUUGAUUUCCA